Molecule: messenger RNA, 576 nt
Organism: Mesorhabditis belari
Lineage: Eukaryota; Metazoa; Nematoda; Chromadorea; Rhabditida; Rhabditidae
Source: the annotation of a GenBank genome assembly
AUGGAAAUGCAAAAUGUUCCUGAAAUCAUCGAUUUGGACAGUGAUCAUGACACUUCUACCGAAGAUUGGUACACUUGCUGCCAUUCAUUGCACCCGCGUGACCAUUCUUCAAUUCGAGAUGUCAAUUCAAAAGAAGAUGAUCAUAAACUAAUUGUUUCGAAUGAAGAUCAAUCAAUAAAGGGAAAAAGUCACAAUUCAAAAAUUUUUCUGGAUAAAGAACAUGGACGCAACGACGCAAUAGAUCCAAAGGAUGGAUUGAAUCGUUAUGCACCUGUAUUUCAACAUCUAAUCAACGACCCGUUGCUACAUAAAACUUUGAAGAUCCGUUUCGGUGAAAAAUGUGUCCGAGAUUUGCUUAUAACGUUUCAUCAAUUGUACACUGGAGAAAAAGUUCGAUUGCUCGACUUGAUUCGUCGGAAUCAAUGUAAACUCAGAGAUGGUGAAGAUGAAAAUUAUGCGUAUUGCUUGAAGCGUCCAGAAGUGCUCGCUAAGCGUUGUUUGGAGCACAUUUUUAGUGACAGUUCUAUGAAAAGCUUUUUCCGAUCAAGGUUUCCGGGAGUACUGCCGAGUGAUAUU